CAUGUGUGUACAUACACACCACGGUGCAAGUGUGGAAGUCAGUUCUAGGGAUCGGACUCAGGCUGUCAGGCUUGGUUAUCGGUGUCUUUAUCUGUGCUGUUUAUUACCUUCACCCAUCUAACUAGCCCCCACUUUUUAAAAGUUUCAUCAAUUCAAACAUGAACAUUAGGGAUCUUCAAAUAUGGUUGACCUGGACUUGCUGAACAACAAAAUAGCCCUCAUAGUUAUAAUUGGUAUCAUGUUGUUUUCCAAUUAAAAAUCCCUGGUUACCUUGGCCAAAAAGAUGGCUCAGCUGGUUAAGGUUCUUGCCACUAAGCCUGAAGACCUAAGUUUGAGCCCUGGCCCCCACUUGGUAAAAGGAGGGAACUGUGUUGUCGUCAUUGUCCCCCUCAAUAAAAUACAAUUUUUUUUAAUCUCUUAACACCAAUAUAAAAUUGACUCCCGAGUUUUCAAAAUACAAAGUGAGCUUUUUAUUCAUCUGACACAGGGUCAUAUAUAGCCCAGGCUACUUCAAAUCUCUUGACUCCCAAGUUCUGGGAAUACAGGUGUUUUUGUCACAGGAGGGCAAGACACUCUUGAAGCAAUAAAAAGCCUAAUGGCAAAGCACUGUAGAACAGUGGCUGAGGCAGAAUGCUAGGGAGACAGAAUCUGAUUUCCUCAGCCAUCGUUCACCUCUUCCUCUCUGCUCGCUCAAAGCCAUGAUGGCCUGGAAGAAAAUGGGUCUGAGUAGAGGCAGCCUUGGCUGUUGGUACCCAUGUUUGUAGUCUUACUGUGUGCAGCACCUUCCUUGCAGGUCAGGAUAGAAUUUCAGGUCCAGUUCAGGAGAAAAAGUUCUUGUUACCAAUAUAACAGGUAACUUUGGUCAAGAUUUCACAUAGAAAGUUCUAUUUAAAUGACAUUUGCUGUUCCAUUUUUCUUCGAGACAGGGUUUCUCUUUGUACAGUCCUGGCUGUCCUGGAACUCACACCCACCCCCCACGCCCCCAGUGCCGGGAUUAAAGGUGUGCACCAACCACUUGGUCAGUUUGAAUUUGAAAUGCAAACUCAGUUAUUCUCAUUAAAACAGGCUAGUUAGAUUUUUCCUAGUGGUUUUACACGUACUCUGGCAAACGUUAAAGCUGGAGGUCGGUUUUUGGCAUUAAAGCUUCCUGGCACUUGUUGACCUACUGCAUCAGGUCAAAAAUCCAGACAUUUUGGUGAUGAGCAACAGUGAUGUAUAUAAUGUAUGUAAUGGAGGGUUACUAUCUCUUGAUGCACUGCCGAUUAGUUUGAACACACACCCGAGACUGCCAGCCUUGCGCUUUUCAUAUCAUGCAGGAAAUAGUGCUCAUGUAAGUGCAGCGACUAGAAAGCAAAUUAACUCUUGCUUGGCCCUAAGUCUUUUCCAGGACCUUCCAGAGGUUCCAUCCAUAUUCCUCGCCCUUCUGAGUCUUAAGUAGCCCAGGCUGUCCUCAAAUCGCUAUGUUGCUGCAGAUAUCCUUCAAUUUACACUCCCGCCUCCACGCACCCAGGGCUUCGUGCAUCCUAGGCAAGCACUCUCCGUACCGAACCACAUCACCAGCUCAAACCUACCAUUUUAUUUAAGGAUAAUUUACCCAGCUGUCUUGACAGCUAGGAUGAGAUGAAAACCGCAGCUUCCGGGUCUUACCAGGAUGGCUCCCCAAAACCAGCAUCUUGCAAAAGCCGCUGGGUGUCCCAAGAAAAGCUGCCCGGGUUAGGAACGCGCCGGAACUUUUGGUUCCAGGCAGUGCAGCGAGCAGGCAGCACCAAGGAUCUUCCGGGGAGAGAAGUGGGUGCAUCGCCAUGGCCGCGGUGCCGUUCUUGAAGCAUUGGCGGACUACUUUUGAGCGGGUGGAGAAGUUCAUGUCUCCGAUCUACUUCACCGACUGUAACCUCCGCGGCAGGCUCUUCGGGGACAGCUGCCCGGUGACACUGUCCAGCUUCCUAACGCGGGAGAGGCUUCCCUAUGAGGAGGCGGUGCAGAAGAACUUCAGCCCUGCGCAGGUCGGCGACAGCUUCGGACCCACAUGGUGGACCUGCUGGUUCCGGGUAGAACUGGUCAUCCCCGAAGCAUGGGUGGGCCAGGAAGUCCAUCUUUGCUGGGAAAGUGAUGGAGAAAGCCUUGUCUGGCGUGAUGGAGAACCUGUCCAGGGUUUGACCAAAGAGGGUGAAAAGACCAGUUAUGUCCUGAUGAGAGGAGACCCCCGGAGCUUGACCCUCUACGUGGAAGUAGCCUGCAGUGGGCUUCUGGGGGCCGGGAAGGGAAGCAUGAUUGCAGCCCCUGACCCCGAGAAGAUGUUCCAACUGAGCAAAGCUGAGCUGGCUGUGUUCCAUUGUGAUGUCCACGAGCUCCUGGUGGACCUGGAGCUGCUGCUGGGUGUGGCCAAGGGCCUCGGGGAGGACAACCAGCGCAGUUUCCAGGCCUUGUAUACAGCCAAUCAGAUCGUGAAUGUGUGUGACCCCGCCCAGCCUGAGACCUACUUAGCAGCCAAGGCCCUGGCCUCCAAGUUCUUUGGCCAACAUGGAGGUGAAAGUCAACAUACCAUCCAUGCCAUGGGUCACUGCCACAUUGAUACAGGUAGGACACCAACCACUGGUUGUUAGGGUGUCAGGGGUACCCCUUUAAGCCCUGGCUGUGCCUGAAAAGCACAUGAUCCUUGGUAAUUUUUUUGCUGCCUUUGGACCUUAUUUUUUCCCAUGUGUAUAAUGAGUUAGGGAUCUUGGAUCAUGGGCUCUUCUAGCGAUGGCUUGCUUAUUCUUCCAACAAAAGCUGAUGCCUUGAGAGGCCUGUGACAGACACUGGGUGGGUUGUGGGGACUGAUGACCCCAGAGUGGCCAGGCACGGUGAUGUUGCAUAUGGAACUUGGGGCCCGAAGAGGUAUUUAACCUAGCUAGAUUAGGAAGUCCAGAGAGGGUUCCUGGGCAACGUGACUUUUGAAUUAGUGAGGAUGAAAAACCCAGAUUGAGACAGGGACCCCCAAGCACGGGGUGGGUUUCCAGGAAAGGUCAAGUGUUCGGCUUUGAACCUGAUGAGUUUGGAGUAUCUCAGAGCUUUGGGCUUUUGUUUUUUUGCCCAUUGUUACUGUGUUUAAGUUCAGGUGUUUGCUGUGUAUCAUGGGCAGGUUUUGGUAGCAGUCCUCCGGCCUCCGCCCCCUGAAUGCUGGAUUACAGGGCCUACUCUGGGAUGCGCCUUGGUCUUGACCCAGGUGCUGGGGUGAUGCGCAGUUUUAAGAGGGUUGGGCUGGGGGUGGGGAGCACAGCUAACUCAGCUUAAGGACUCGCCCACCCAAGGCUGAUGGUUCUGUGACUCUGGACAACGGCAUCAUCCGGGUGAGACUGGAUCCAACCGGCUGCCUUACUUCCCUGGUCCUGGUGGCUUCUGGCAGGGAGGCCAUUGCUGAGGGUGCCCUGGGGAACCAGUUUGUGCUGUUCGAUGAUGUACCACUGUACUGGGAUGCGUGGGAUGUCAUGGAUUAUCAUCUAGAGACACGGAAGCCUGUGCGGGGCCAGGCAGGGACCCUGGCGGUAGGCACUGAAGGUGGCCUUCGGGGCAGUGCCUGGUUUCUGCUGCAGAUCAGCCCCAUGAGUCGGCUCAGCCAGGAGGUUGUGCUGGACAUUGGUUGUCCCUAUGUCCGCUUCCACAGUGAGGUAGAAGGGGCAGGGUAGUGGCCUUCUUUCCCAGAUGGGGCUGGUGAGGAGACCUAAUGGCCUUCCCUUGUCCCCAUGCUCCAUUCCACUCCCAGGUGCACUGGCAUGAGCCCCCCCACACACACACACGUACACACACACACACAUACACAUACACACACACACAUACACACACACACACACAC
Peromyscus leucopus (white-footed mouse) is the source of this 3832-nucleotide messenger RNA. RefSeq names its product alpha-mannosidase 2C1-like. Gene Ontology annotation, biological process: oligosaccharide catabolic process. Gene Ontology annotation, molecular function: alpha-mannosidase activity. Lineage: Eukaryota; Metazoa; Chordata; Mammalia; Rodentia; Cricetidae. The record is from RefSeq and is a predicted model, not a curated record.